Messenger RNA from Cylindrotheca closterium, 1086 nucleotides. The record is from the annotation of a GenBank genome assembly. NCBI's taxonomy places the organism in Eukaryota, Bacillariophyta, Bacillariophyceae, Bacillariales, Bacillariaceae.
AUGAAAUUCUCCACCACAGCUGCGGCAAAUCUUGUUGUUCUGCUGGUAAUUAGCUAUUGCCAUCAAAAUGUCGCCGCCUUUACACCAUCUGUGAGAAUGACAGCAGGAUUAUCACACUUCCAAUCCAAACACCAACGCGAACCAUUAUCCAUCAAGCUGAUGGCCAAGAAAACAAAGUUGCUUGAAAGGGAGGAAACAGAAGCAGCGGUUGAAAAAUACAUUGAUUUUAUUAGCAGUGAUAGCGAAUCCUCUUCUGUUGCCCCUGCAGUUGCCUCCGGUGCCAUGUUGGCUGCCACAGGAGCCUUUUCCACUUGGAUGAUUACCUCCAAUCUACCUGUUGCGAAUGCUGUGACAAUGCCUAAGGAACUUUCUGCCUCCUUUGAUCCCAGCAACUUCGUUCCCGUCUGUGGUGCUUCGGAUAACUUUUAUCGUCUCCUACAGGGAACUGCUGAAGCCGUGGUGGGAACGGACAAUUUCAAGGAGUACGGACCUCUGAUUGCGUCUGGAUUGUUGCGAGUGCGAUUGGAAUUGUGCGUCGUCGAAUCUUUCUUCAACGAAGCCGUUGGUCCCUUUAUUCGGGAAAAUGGAUUGAGCUGGGUGCUCCCCUUGCAUGAGACAGUCGAAACCUUUUUGGCCGGAACCGUCUUUGCCAUUGCCACUACCUUCAUUUUGGUUGGAUCCACCAAGAUUCUGACCGUGAUUUUCACCUACGCCGAUUUCUUUGUGGGAGCUCCUAUGCGAAUCCUUGGUGGCUUUUCCUUUGAUCGAGCUCGAGGACGCCCCGUCAUUUUUGAUAUUGGAUUCGGUCCAUUCAAGACCCGUCUCAUCGGACCCAAGGACUUGGAAGUUGAUGAAAAUGCCGGCAAAUUUGACUUCGCAGUAGACAUGUCCAAAACUGAACUGAAGAACCUACCUGGCAUAGUCUUCGCCGGAAGUGUCAAGGCUGCCGGGCAAUCGGUUGGAUUGGUGCGAGAACUGCUGGAUGCCAUUGACUUGUUUGUGGGCAAGUCUUUGAUUUUGUGGGCGACUGCCUACAUUGGUUUCAAAUUCAUACACUUUAAGGUCUUUCCUGACUUUCCCUUUUGA